UUUUUUUAAGUGGCUCAAUAUACUGCAAGUGGCUCUGCACAACUACAAAUUACAAUCCGAAGUACUCUACUACCCAUCCAGCUUCCUCAAACAAAAUGUUAUCACAGGAAAAGGGAGGGUUUCCAAAAAUUGCUGGAGGCCGAAGCCAACAGACGUGUUCGGAUGUGUAAUUUGCAAUCAGCAAAAGACUGUGCCUCGGUAUGGACCUCACUGGCGACAGUACGUGCCCGAGCACAAGAAUGGGAACCAGAAACGCAGAGUGGCCUUAUAUAUACCCUACGCGUUUAGGGCAGGCUUGUCAAUGUGGCGCGCGGCGGCGUUUGUCAGAUUGUGGCGGAAAAUUGGCGCGGCGGACUAUAGAUUCUUGCUAGCGUUGGUCAAUGUCAAUGUAUGUGCUCUAUGAUGUAGGCUUGCGAGUACUGG
Molecule: messenger RNA, 423 nt
Organism: Laetiporus sulphureus 93-53
Lineage: Eukaryota; Fungi; Basidiomycota; Agaricomycetes; Polyporales; Laetiporaceae
Exons: 1
Coding region: 201-371 (56 amino acids)
Source: RefSeq, a predicted model, not a curated record